CACUUCAUAGGUAUCCUCAGUUGUUCUUCACCCCCACCCACCCCAAAUGGCCAAUUUCAAGGUCACUGGUUAUGCCGGGGCACUGGAAAACACUAAGCUUGACUUCCAAAGCUUGUAUUUGCAUAGGAUUAAUUCUGGGGAUAAGAAAAACCAGUAUGUAGUGAUAGAUGGAUUUGCUACUACUGACCUUGGUCUCACAACCAUCAACGACUGGGCAAUAUAUGAUGGUGUGGCCCCGGACGCAAAGCUAGUCGCUCGUGCAAAAGGCAUUCGUGUGAAUGCUGCUGACUGGUGCAAUUUAUUCAUCAUAGUGUUCGAGCUUGACAGUUUUAAAGGAUCCACGCUUUCUGUAAUGGGAGCAACUGCUGAGGAACAAGGUGAAUGGGCUAUUGUUGGUGGGACUGGCGACUUCGCUAUGGCUCGUGGUGUCAUCCAGAGAAAAAUACAUCAAAAGGUAGCAGAUGGAGAUGUAUUAGAGCUUACUAUCGAUGCAGUCUGCCACAGGAAGGGGCAGCCUUCACCCACUCCGCAGCCUCCUGCCCCAAGCCAGCCGAUUCAGCCUCCUGUUCAGCCGCGUCCUGCCCCCACUCCCAUAAAAUAUGGACCAUGGGGUGGAACUGGUGAAAAACUUUACCAGUUCAACCCAAACAUGUCUGUACGCCUAAAGAGUAUGACGGUCUUCCGUCAUUAUGCUGUUAAUGGACUUACUUUCACUUUUAUCGGCCAAGAUGGCCAGGAACACGCCAGCGAACUUUUUGGUAAUAGCGUUCUUCGUGGCAACAAAGUUGACAGUCAAACAUUUCAGCUAGGCCCAACGGAGUUUCUGACGGGGCUGUCAGGAACAUACGGCCAUGAAUCCAGAUCAAACAAUAUUGCUAUGUAUUCCCUUAAGCUGGUCACUAACCUCGGCAACACUCAUGGACCUUUCGGAACUCCUGGGAUAGGCACCCCUUUCAGCUUUUCCGUGCCUCAGAACAACAGAAUUGUGAGCUUCUUUGGGGGAUCUACGGGUUACGCCAUCAAUUCAAUUGGUAUCUACACGCUCGACAAUUCUGCUUAGCAAGCAUGUUUUACUUGGUGCAGCUACAAUUUUCGACUGUAGCAAUAAGAGGGCUAGGGUUCUCCCUAAACCAGCCUUGCUUUAUUAGUUUUAUUUUACACUUAUAUUUAAGAUGGUAAGGAUCUACCUACACCAUGCCACAAGCAAUUUAUGGUUCCUGUACCUUUUUUUCUUCAAAAAGCUCGCCAGCUCCGUGGCAUGUAAGGCUAGAAUCAUCAGAAUAAAAGAAGAGAAGACCUGA
Molecule: messenger RNA, 1301 nt
Organism: Aegilops tauschii subsp. strangulata
Lineage: Eukaryota; Viridiplantae; Streptophyta; Magnoliopsida; Poales; Poaceae
Source: RefSeq, a predicted model, not a curated record